This is a messenger RNA of Pipra filicauda (Wire-tailed manakin), 5405 nucleotides long. It is a transcript of the gene IL17RD, whose product is annotated as interleukin 17 receptor D. The transcript has 13 exons. The record is from RefSeq and is a predicted model, not a curated record. Gene Ontology annotation, molecular function: interleukin-17 receptor activity. Bases 4 to 2223 code for a protein of 739 amino acids. Lineage: Eukaryota; Metazoa; Chordata; Aves; Passeriformes; Pipridae.
ACCAUGGCACCGGGGUUGCCCCUCGGCUCCGUCCUCCUCGCCCUCGCCGCCUGGCUCGGGGCUCCCCGGCUCGCCGCGGCCACCGGAGCAGCGAGCGGCAGGAGGGGCCCGGCGGCCGAUGCGUGCGGAGGGAGGGGCCUGUCAUCAGUGACAAAGAACAAUGGACUACUCAAUAUCACCUUUAAAUAUGACAACUGUACACCUUACCUGAACUCAGUGGGCAGACACGUGAUCGGGGACGUGCAGAACAUCACUAUCAGUCAGUAUGCCUGCCAGGAACAGGUUGCUGUGAUGAUACUUUGGACAGCAAAUGCCAUUGGGAUUGAAUACCUGAAAGGAUUUCGAGUAAUACUUGAGGAGUUAAAAUCAGAGGGAAGACAAUGCCAGCAGAUGGUUUUAAAAGAUCCAAAGCAGCUCAGCCCCGGUUUUAAGCGAACAGAAAUGGAAUCCCAGCCCUUUGUAAAUUUGAAGUUUGAAACAGAUUACUUUGUAAAGAUUGUUCCUUUUCCUUCCAUUAAAAAUGAAAGUAAUUAUCACCCAUUUUUCUUCCGAACCAGACCAUGUGAAUUGUUGCUACAGCCAGAAAACCUUGUCUGCAAACCUUACUGGAAGCCAAGGAAUGUGAAUGUUACCCAGCAGGGUUUUAACAUGCAAGUGUCCUUUGAUCAUGCACCUCACAGCUUCGGGUUUAGAUAUUACUUUCUUCACUACAAACUCAAGCAUGAAGGGCCAUUUAAGCAAAAGACCUGCAAACAGGAGCAAAACACAGACACUACAAGUUGUGUUCUCCAAAACGUAUCUCCAGGGGAUUAUAUAAUUGAGCUGGUUGAUGACACCAAUACAACAAGGAAAACAAUGCACUAUGCGCUUAAACCAGUGCAUUCUCCGUGGGCUGGACCGAUCAGAGCCAUUGCCAUCACCGUCCCUUUAGUUGUUAUUUCAGCAUUUGCAACCCUUUUCACAGUGAUGUGCCGCAAGAAACAGCAAGAAAAUAUAUAUUCCCAUCUAGAUGAGGAGAGCUCAGAAUCUUCAGCAUAUGCUGCAGGUCUCCAUGUGGAAAGACUUCAUCCCCGGCCAAAAGUGUUCAUCUGCUAUUCCAGUAAAGAUUGCCAGAAGCACAUUAAUGUCAUCCAGUGCUUUGCUUAUUUUCUUCAGGACUUUUGUGGCUGUGAGGUGGCUCUAGAUUUGUGGGAAGAUCUAAAAAAUUGUAAAGAAGAUCAGAAGGAGUGGCUUGUUAAAAAAAUAAAUGAGUCCCAGUUUAUCAUCAUUGUAUGUUCCAAAGGAAUGAAAUACUUUGUUGAAAAAAAGAACUGGAAGCACAGAGGGGUAACCAAAGAUGCAGGAAAGGGAGAACUCUUUCUGUUUGCUGUGUUGACUGUUGCAGAGAAGCUUCGUCAAGCAAAGCAGAAUUCAGCUGACCUGUGCAAGUUCAUUGCAGUCUACUUUGAUUACUCCUGUGAAGGAGACAUCCCUGCUAUUCUGGAUCUGAGCACAAAAUACAAACUCAUGGACAAUCUGCCUCAGCUGUAUUCACAUUUACACUCCAGAGAUCUUAGUGUACAGGACUCAGAGGUGUUUCCCGUUAACAUUAGCAAAAGGAAUUACUUCAGGAGCAAAUCUGGGAGGUCCCUCUAUGUUGCUAUUUGCAACAUGCAUCAGUUCAUUGAUCAGGAACCAGACUGGUUUGAGAAACAAUUUAUUCCCUUCCCUCCACCUUCUUUACAUUACUCGGAGCCUGUCAUGGAAAAAUUUGAUUCAGGCUUGGUUUUAAAUGACUUAGUGAAUAAACAGGUGAUGGAUGGCGAUUUUUACCUGAAAACAGAUGUAAAUAUUAUUUCAGCAGGGAAUUCAGACUCUCACUGUAUAAUUCAGCACUUAAACCUUGGAGAAGAUAUAGAAACUCAGGACAUUCAAGGUGGUGGCAGCUCUGUUCUUCAGCCACUGUUACACGUUGUUAAAGCUUCAAAAGACAUGCCUCGAGAUUCUGGAAUCUACGAUUCGUCUGUUCCUUCAUCUGAAUUAUCUUUACCUUUAAUGGAAGGACUAUUGACAGACCAAAUGGAAACAUCUUCCAUUACAGGAAGUGUUUCUUCGUCGUCAGGUUUAGGGGAAGAAGAACCUCCUGUAAUCACUGCUCCAAAGUUCUUAGUGCCUGGAAUAUGUAAGGCAGAACUUCAUUGCCACAUCCAUACUGAUGAACUGCAGGCAAUUGCUCCUUUAUAAUCCAUUACGACGUUGUUAUGCAUUGCCACUUUAUCAACAGCUCUGUUUGUGAUUUAACUACCACACUGUCUCAGCACUAAACCUACUUGAAGGAACGAAUAGUCCCUGAAGAAGAUCUGUUAUUCCAUUUUUUGUGGCCAGUAAACUUUAAUCUGUUGGUCUUUUUAUAACAAGUCUUUCAUGAUUUGAAAAACGCAGCAUGGAAAAAUAGAAGCGAAUACAUUUCAAAAUUAUUCCUGUUAUAAUUUAAAUGUCAUGAUAUCACACUGUUUACAGAUGCCAUAAUCAUACUAUUUUUUGCUAGAAAUAAUUUUGCAACUGGACAUAAAAUAGCUUGGAAGAUUAAGUCUUAGUAAAUUUUGUAGUCCAGCCUCUAGUUUUAAGUGCUGAUGUACUUGGUGGCAGGAGUCUUAUAGUGAAUGAAAGCAGGAUUUUUUUCAGAAGUAAGAUAAAAUGCCAAAGGUGAGAUCAAGAAAUUCUCCAUAGGAGGAAAUUUUCUUUUAGAAAUGUAUGUGCUCCUUUCCUCAGUCUCCUCUUUCUCCCAGAUGUUAAUGUGUCUCAGUAUUUAAUUUCAGAUGAGUGCACGUCUUCCUAUUCUGCAUUAAGUUCCUGUCUCCCCUCCCCAGUCUGGCUGUGAUGACUCACAAAUAGCACCAUUCUGAGGCUGAAGUAUCAUUUUUAUAACAGACAAAAAUAUAGGUCCUCCAUAUGCUGAGUGAUACCAUGGAAACAAAGUUUUCUAUUUUCUUCCUGGAAAGGCUAAUGGAAAGAAUACUUUGAAGAGCAGAUUGCAUAUGGAAGAUAUCAUUCUGGAUUUGCUCAGCCAUGAGAUGAGGAUGCUUUAUGGGGGGGUUCGUUUUAUCCUUCGAGGACAUGAUGCUACAAAAUCACCUGGGAUAAAACAAGCCAAAGACAAGCAGUUAACAGGAAGAAAUACUUUGUUUUGAGCCAACCAGUAAACAGAAGCCUGUGAGUUACUUUGCAGUUCACAAUACUUAUCAUUACUUAGUGAUUAAGACAGUGAAGUGUUGCUGGUGUUAUAUUAAGAAAACAAGCAAAAACUACAACGGACAUGUUUAUUUACAGGCACAGAGCAUGCAUGUCCUGUUUUCUGCAGUGACCAGGUGGGUGUAUCUUCAUCCAAAAUGUCCCUCCUGUUUCCCAAGAGCAACUUCUCCUAAGUUAAACACACCUAUGUAACUGCAGUUCUAGGCACUAUUAUAAUAAGCAUGAUAACAGCAAAUAGGAAAGGACACCUCACCAAUGUGCCUUUGCUAAUUUUGCUCAUGGAGGCAGAUUCUGUGUCAUUUAACCCAUAUUCACAUUCCACUAGCAGGAGGCUACUUUAGGGAGAACUAAGGGAGAACUGCAAUACCUCAAAUAUUCUCUCAGUUUUGAUAGAAGAGAAUUAGACAUUGCUAACUGUUACAUUGUAUUAUCCAUUUUAAUAGCGUGAGCUAGAACUAUUAAACAAGUGAUGAUUUUGGCUAACUGAGUAGCUUUAAAGCUCCUGGGUUGUUUUCAUGGGUUGUUUUUGUUUUGAUUUGGUUGGGGUUGUUUUUGUGUCAGUUUAUAUUUAAUAAUUUGAAUUUCCAAAUAAAAGCCUCUUGAGAUUGUUGUCACAGGUGAAGUAAGAAAGUGCUGUAACAAUUAUUUGAACAUAACCAUCGAUGUCAGAACUUGGACGUGCUUUGCAGUUGUAAUAUGGAAUUCUGUGAUCAAUUAGAUAUAUGUGUUGGAUCUGGAGGGCCUUGUCCAUUAAUGUCACGUUCCUUACUCCUCCUGCUUUCUGAAUGUCAAAGAACACAAACUGGAAAACCUCAAAACUUGCAAUAUCUAAGUAAGUUUAGGUAGCUUUGCGUACAUAGUGAACCAUCUGCACCUUCAAUGAUUUUUUUUUUUUUUUUUAAUGCUGUGCCUUGGGCUGUAUAAAAGGCAACAUUCUCUGUGUUUUCCCGUUCUUUGAAGUUGAAAAAUUCCUGGGCCAAACCAGGCAGAAUCAUUUAGAGGUAAAUGCUCCUCCACUAAAUCCAGCUAUGAAGGAUCUUGAUUCGGUGCAAUUCUUGUUGUUUUAGUAGAGGGAGAGUUUGGAUUGGUAAGCCAAGGCAGAAAGGUGCCACAGUUUGUGUGCUGAAGAUCUGCUGUGCAUUGAAGUGCCAAAACUGCCAUUUCUUUGUUAGCUGGUGAAGGUAAUGCUGCUUUCAGCCAUGGGAAGUCCCAGCUCACCUAGUGUUAUUUUAUGCUAAACUAAAGAUUGGGAAGAUUUCCAUGUUCCAUUAAAUUCAGUAGCAGAAUUGGUAUUAUGAAAUGAAAUUAAGUUUUCAUUUUGAGCUCUAAGAAAGCUGAGUUUUGAAAAGGGGCGAAGGCAGUUGCACAAAGAAUAACUUGUCACUGAUGUUUUUAUUUUUAUUUCUUCAGAAUUUGCUGUACAAUCCUUCAAAUCUCAUUUGUUAAUUAUAAAAGGUCUAUGCAGAUGACAGUCAAAUGUGUUAGAGAAGGGGGGCCAGAAAAAUUCCUUAAUUCCUUCUUAGCUUAAGGUGGAAAUGGUAUAUUGUAUGUACUAAGAAGAAAUAAUUAAUUGAAAAUAUAGAUUAGGACAGCCCACACUUAAAAUGUACAAAAGUGAGAGAAGUAAUACUUAAUCUGAUUUAGUAUAGUUUUUUUACAAAGCCACAGUUCUUAAAACAAUUAGAAAAAUAUCUUGUAUAUUGAGAUACUGGAAGGACAUAGUACUGAAUUGGCAAGAAUUCUUUAUUUUUCCUGUAAUGAGAAUAACAGCAAAAAUCCUUGUAAAAGUUACUUUUUAAAAGACAAAUAUGUUAACACACAUAUUAAAGGUUAGCUUACUAGUAUUUUCAAGCCUUAGUAAACUCUAAACAGAAUGUUUGUAGUGAAGGGAUCCCCUUAAUUUCUGCUAGACUGAAGUGUGUGGAUAUUGUUUGGAUGUUUUAUAAUGUAUUUUCUGGGAGGGUGGAAAAAACAUUGGAAAACUGAAGGCUCAAGAUAUGGUGGUGUGUUCAGCAUUUUGAAUGAUGAGUAUUGUGGUUGCCAUGAUUUGUACCUGUAGACGAACACAUCAUCUGUUGAAAAUAGGAUGCAGCUGACCUUUGCAGAAAUAAAUUUUUUAUUAUACUAUAAUUUAGAAGUUAAAUAUAAAAAUAAAAUAUUUUUGUUCAGUUCCA